AUGGUCGUCGUCCUCUUCGUCCCCUUCAUCCUCAUACGAGGCCUCAUACAAGUCCUCGAGGGGGCCACCCUCUUGGUGCCCACUUUCGCGGUCAAAAUGGUCAUCGAAUUCGUUCCCCAUUUCAUCGAAUUCGAGAUCAUCUUCACUAGGCUCAUCUGGCAAACUGGGCCGAUUUGCCAGAUAUCGAAGGCAACGAAGGAGGUGAUUUUUGUCACUAUCUUCGAAAUCAGCCAAGAGCACCACUGCGGUGACCGGGAGGUACCACCUGCGCAUCCAACCCCCUUCGCGGUCCAAUCAUGGAAAUCGAUCUCCUAUUACCGAAUCUCUGGACUAAAAAUCGGCAGCAUCGACGCUUAUGAGAACGCGUUGAGACUCUUGGAGACGCGAAGGCGGAAGGCCCGACCGACGACACCUGCGCCGACAACGGCCCAAGACUCGCCGACUCCAAGUGGUGCCCCAACAGUCAAGGGCAUUCCCAGCUUGGUGGGAAUGAAAGAAUGGCUGCAGACAUUGGGUCACUCAGAAAAUGACGUUGACCAGCUCAAUAUCAUUCAUGUUACCGGGACCAAAGGAAAAGGCAGUACUUGCGCUUUCACCAGGUCCUUUCUCCAUGCCCACGGUCUGAGAACCGGGUUUCCCAAGCGAAUCGGGUUAUACACCUCUCCUGAUUUACAAUGCAUCCGGGAGAGAAUCCAGAUCGAUAAUCGACCAAUCACGGAAGACCUUUUCACUCAAUACUUCUUCGAGGUGUGGGAGACCCUUGCCUCUCCCAAGCAGCCAGAGUAUACAAGACAACCUCGCUAUCUCCAGCUUCUGCUAUUACUGGCUUUCCACACUUUCAUCAAAGAAGGUGUCGAUGCAGCAAUUAUCGAAACGCACCAUGGUGGAGAAUACUGCGCUACAAAUGUGGUGCGGAAGCCCAUCGUGACUGGUAUCACCUCUCUUGGGCUUGAUCAUGUCGCACAACUAGGCCCUACAGUCGAGGACAUUGCCUGGCAUAAGUCAGGUAUCUUCAAACCAGGAGCAGCUGCAUUCUCUGUCGUACAAGACCCUGGUCCUGCCGAAGUACUACAAAAACGUGCCGCCGAAAAAAACACCACCCUGACUUUCGUCUCGUCUUCGGACACAUUACCUGCCAAUAACAGAGUGCUUAGCGUUCCCGUACAACGCUUAAACUGCUCCUUGGCCCUCGAGUUAGCCUCGACCUUUUUGCAGGCCAAUGAUCCUGAACAAGUACUUAGCUCGGACGAUAUAGCCAAAGGUAUCGAUAACUUCUCGUGGCUCGGCAGGUUCGAGACUAUUAAGAGUGGAAAUUCACAGUGGUACCUGGAUGGCGCACAUAACCCACUUAGUCUCGAGCAAGCAGCAAAGUGGUUCGCAAACAAUGUCAACACCACCGAGUCACCAAAACACCGUGUCCUCAUCUUCAGCCACUUUUCUGAAGAACGUGAUGGAGUAGAUCUUCUGACAUCUCUGGCACAUGCUCUGUCCAAGAACAAUGCUGUGCCCGAUCAUGUCAUAUUCACAACCUAUCAAGAGAGGGAAGAUGGAUCCACAAGAAUCGUCUUCCUGCCAGACAAAACCCUCAAGGUUCCAGAGACUCCUUUCCCCGACCUCUGCUCGACCUAUUCCUCCCUUUGGAAGGAAUUCCACACCUAA
This is a messenger RNA of Penicillium cataractarum, 1659 nucleotides long. RefSeq names its product folylpolyglutamate synthase. The transcript is spliced from 7 exons. Gene Ontology annotation, cellular component: cytosol; mitochondrion; cytoplasm. Gene Ontology annotation, molecular function: tetrahydrofolylpolyglutamate synthase activity; ATP binding. The record is from RefSeq and is a predicted model, not a curated record. Gene Ontology annotation, biological process: tetrahydrofolylpolyglutamate biosynthetic process. Bases 1 to 1659 code for a protein of 552 amino acids. Lineage: Eukaryota; Fungi; Ascomycota; Eurotiomycetes; Eurotiales; Aspergillaceae.